Messenger RNA from Balaenoptera musculus (blue whale), 2969 nucleotides. It is a transcript of the gene HNRNPL, whose product is annotated as heterogeneous nuclear ribonucleoprotein L. Gene Ontology annotation, molecular function: mRNA binding. Gene Ontology annotation, biological process: mRNA processing; regulation of RNA splicing. Gene Ontology annotation, cellular component: nucleus. Lineage: Eukaryota; Metazoa; Chordata; Mammalia; Artiodactyla; Balaenopteridae. The record is from RefSeq and is a predicted model, not a curated record. The transcript has 13 exons. The coding region runs from base 1163 to 2668 and encodes 501 amino acids.
CGCACUUCUCCUGCCCGGGCCUUGUGGGCGGUUGCGGGGGGGGGGCACCGCGUGAGCGGGGAAUGGGUGGGCGGUAGCCUUUUCUGUGCCUGAGUGGGGUAUUCUGCCUGAUCGCUUUUUGAUGUUUGUAGCGUCAUGGUUUGUCUUAGUACAGAAAUUGAUUUCUUUGAGGAUAUUCCCCCAGACCAGAAUAUCUGUCUAAUUUUUGUGGGCAUUAAAAACCGGAAGAAAGUGUUGUGAGAGGUCUUUUUAGCCGUUUGGAAGUUGACCAAGCUCUGGAGUUAUCACAAGUUUGCUUACAUUUUUGAGGGUUAACUGGGUGCGGUAGGUUUGAUGAACCAAAAUGUUCCCUGAGGGGUGGGCACUUUGUAAGGGGUUCAGCCUCUUCAGUCUUCUCCGCAAAGACAACCAAUUGUUACUCCUGGCUUGGAGCCCAUUCCCUCCUCCUUGGAAGUUCCUGAAGCCCUGUCCUGUUCAGCCAUUUGCAGAGUUUUCCAUGGUUUAGCGGUGCUCUGUAGCCGUGAUUUACUAGCAUUUAAACCGUGCCAGGCCUUGUUGCACGCAUUUGAAAGGUAUCUUAAUUGAAUUCUUAAUACUCCUCUGUGAGGUAAGGGAUGGGCUUACUGUUCUCCAUUUACAGAGGCGAGGUAAAUUUCUUUAGGUCUUGUAGCUAGUCUGAGGAGAGGCAAGGAUUAGAACUCAGGGCUGUGGAACUCCAAAUCGCUGAGCUGGUAACCAUCAGGCGGGUGUGGCUCCUGUGGUUUGUGUGGUUCAUUCCUGAAAUAGAUUCCAAUUCUGCCCGUGUUACAUGGGCUUCUGCUUGGUGGUUCUCACAUGGGAGGCUGGGCCCAGAGCCCAGGAGAGAUGAAGAAAGUUACUUUGCUUUUUCUUGAUUCCCAGACGCUGUUGUCUGUGGGUGGAAAGAUACUUCCCCUGGGAAGGGAACUGUCUUGAUUUUUAGUGGUACAGGUUGGAUCUUCUCUUCUUUUGAAGAUUACUCUCUUUUUCAUUAGUCUGACCUAGGUAGUAUUUUCCAAUACAGAUUUUGGUGAGAGAGUAAAGACUAGAGGCAGUCAGGACUGGCCUGGAUGCCACGGUGUCUGAGGCGCCUGCUGGACCUGGGGAUGAGUGGUGGGGAACAGCAGUGCUUGGCUGUGUGGUGAUGGAGAACUACGAUGACCCGCACAAAACCCCCGCCUCCCCAGUUGUCCACAUCAGGGGCCUGAUUGACGGCGUGGUGGAAGCUGACCUUGUGGAGGCCUUGCAGGAGUUUGGACCCAUCAGUUAUGUGGUGGUAAUGCCUAAAAAGAGACAAGCAUUGGUGGAAUUUGAAGAUGUGUUGGGGGCUUGCAACGCCGUGAACUACGCAGCCGACAACCAGAUCUACAUUGCGGGCCACCCAGCUUUUGUCAAUUACUCUACCAGCCAGAAAAUCUCCCGCCCCGGGGACUCGGAUGACUCCAGGAGCGUCAACAGUGUGCUUCUCUUUACCAUCUUGAACCCCAUCUAUUCGAUUACCACGGAUGUUCUUUAUACUAUCUGUAACCCUUGUGGUCCUGUCCAGAGAAUUGUCAUUUUCCGGAAGAAUGGAGUCCAGGCUAUGGUGGAAUUUGACUCUGUGCAGAGUGCCCAGCGGGCCAAGGCCUCACUCAAUGGGGCUGACAUCUACUCAGGCUGUUGCACUCUGAAGAUUGAAUAUGCGAAGCCUACACGCUUAAACGUGUUCAAGAAUGAUCAGGAUACUUGGGACUACACAAACCCCAACCUCAGUGGACAAGGUGACCCUGGCAGCAACCCUAACAAACGCCAGAGGCAGCCCCCUCUCCUGGGAGAUCACCCCGCAGAAUAUGGAGGGCCCCACGGUGGGUACCACAGCCAUUACCAUGAUGAGGGCUACGGGCCCCCCCCACCUCACUACGAAGGGAGAAGGAUGGGCCCACCAGUGGGGGGUCACCGCCGGGGCCCAAGUCGCUACGGCCCCCAGUAUGGUCACCCCCCACCCCCUCCCCCACCACCCGAGUAUGGCCCCCACGCCGACAGCCCUGUGCUCAUGGUCUAUGGCUUGGAUCAGUCUAAGAUGAACUGUGACCGGGUCUUCAAUGUCUUCUGCUUGUAUGGCAAUGUGGAGAAGGUGAAAUUCAUGAAAAGCAAGCCGGGGGCCGCCAUGGUGGAGAUGGCGGAUGGCUAUGCUGUGGACCGGGCCAUUACUCACCUCAACAACAACUUCAUGUUUGGGCAGAAGCUGAAUGUCUGUGUCUCCAAACAACCAGCCAUCAUGCCCGGUCAGUCAUAUGGGCUAGAAGAUGGGUCCUGCAGUUACAAAGACUUCAGUGAGUCAAGGAACAAUCGGUUCUCCACUCCAGAGCAGGCAGCCAAGAACCGCAUCCAGCACCCUAGCAACGUGCUACACUUUUUCAAUGCCCCUCUGGAGGUGACUGAGGAGAAUUUCUUUGAGAUCUGCGAUGAGCUGGGAGUGAAGCGGCCGUCUUCUGUGAAAGUAUUCUCAGGCAAAAGUGAACGCAGCUCCUCUGGGCUGCUGGAGUGGGAAUCCAAGAGCGAUGCCCUGGAGACUCUGGGCUUCCUGAACCAUUAUCAGAUGAAAAACCCAAAUGGGCCGUACCCUUACACCCUGAAGUUGUGUUUCUCCACUGCUCAGCACGCUUCCUAAUUAGGUGCCUAUGGAGAGUCCCAUCUGAGCAGGAAAACAUUUCUUUCCUUUAUGCUGGUUUUUUUGUUUGUUUUGUUUUGCAGAUGUUCCUGUAUUCCUUUUUUUUAAUGCUAGGUUAGUAGAGGCUUAACCAUAAAGGAAACGCUGGAAGUCUAAAGGGGGAGGGGAAGGGGAACUGAUAUCUCCCAAGAUUAACCUUCACUUUUUAAAAAUUAUUGUACAUGUGAUUUUUUUUUUUUUUUCCUGUUCAUACAUUUGUGCUGCCCGUGUACUCUUGGCACAUUUCAAUAAAAUUGUUUGG